ACACACACACACACACACACACACACACACACACACACACACACACUAACCUUGUGGGGACACACAAUUCAGUCCCAUUCAAAAUCCUAUUUUCCCUAAACCUUACCCUAAUCCUAAAAUUAACCCGAAAACCUUAAUCCUAAAACAAACCCUAGCUCCCAACACUAAUUCUAACCUUAACCCUUAACCCCCUAGAAUUAGCAUUUGGCCUUCUGGGUACUAACAAAAUGUCCCCAGUUGGUAACAUUUUUGUUCAUUUACUAUUCUUGUGGGAAGUUCUUGUCCCCACAACACACACACACAGUUUUGCUUUUCUUGUGCAGGAGAUACGUAUGGAGAACCUUUCAUCUUGUAUUUCAAGGAGAGAAGCUUGAUGAUGACAAAAUGAAACUAAAGGAUUAUGGGAUCAGAAACAGAGAUGAGGUGACUUUCAUGAAGAGACUGAGGAAGAAGUGAAACGGAGAUCUCACUACCGUGUGGAGUCCUGCCUACUCUGUGAGUUGCCUGCACAGUCCCUGUUGCUUCAGACCUCUAUGUUUCAACCUGGAGAUGUACAGCAACUAUAUUCAUACACUGACAUGAUUCAGUUGAUGUCGAAAAGGUAGUCCUUGCUGAAAACAAGCAAAAUAUUUCACUAUUUCCUGGAGUACAUAGAAGAGCAUCACAUUUCCCACAGCACAAUCUGGGAGCAACCAGUGAAACCAGCUCCCAGGAUGUCUGGCUAUUCUGAGCACAGGGAGCUGGAUAGGAUCUCCAUGGAGAUGAACCAACUGUCAUUCAGGAGGCAGCAACUGAUCGACCGCAGGAACAUGCUGACCAUCCUGCAGGAGUUCAGGAACCGCUCCAACCGCAAUAGCACAGAGGGCUCCAAGCAGCAGACUGAGAUUCAAUGCCUUGAUAAGGAACUGCAGGAGCUGUCUGAGAAGAAGAGAGAGCUGCAGGAAAGGCAAGAUAACAUUCUCCAUUCCAAGGACCAAAGAAAAGAGUGCAUCAUCAGUCAGGGGGGCGUGUCUGUUCUCCCUGACCCCUCUGUUGUCUUUGUUGAAGCUCCACCCUCUAUACAAGCUCCGGAGGUGAUCCUGGACAUCCAGAAACUUCCUCCCUGCUCAUCUCAGACCCAGUGCCCACAGUGUCGACAGUUCAUCACCACAGAGAUUGUCACUUCAGUAGGCAAUGUGGCCUGUCUGGUCUGUGUCACAAUGUCUGUACUUGGCUGUGUGGCUGGCUGCUGCCUCAUCCCUUUCUGCAUUGAUAACUUCAAAGAUGUCACGCAUAGAUGUCCUAAGUGUCGAAGUCCAAUAAUCACCAUCAAAAAGCUCUGACGUAAGAGCCCACAUGUACACAGAGGCUAAUAAACAGGUCUCAGACUGGGCUUGGACAUCUCCUCUUGUGAUGAGGCAUCUACCAUGAAUCUGAGGUGACCCGUUUGGGGUUCAGUAGACACCCGGUCCCAUCAUGCAGGCACAGGACAGCAGUGGAUGAGGAGGAAAUGAACAAUGAAUGUUGAAUGGAGCCAGGCCAUUGUGAAACAUGUUCUGCUGAGUGAGAAGUGAUCCUAAAUUCCCAACAACUGUACUGUGGUCAGUGUCACUCCCACCACUCCUGUGAUGAUGAUGAUGAUGAUGAUGAUGUAGUCAUACUGUGAGAACUGUGGCUGUAUCCUGUACAUUUUAAGUUAGUAUGUAUUGCAUUGUUCUUGGAAUAAAAUGUCUUCAUCGAUGCAAUUUAUUAGAGAAACUGCAUUAAAAUGUUAAUUUGUUUUAUUUUUGAUUGACCUGCAAAAAGCCUAUAUAGUGUUUCGAGGUCUGUGAACUCUAAAGCUGCAUGUGACUUAUCCAAGCCUAGUGGUGGCUGUGUUAGGAACUCCUUGGUAAACAAAAAGUCACAUGAUAGGGUUGUUUUGUUUACUAAACACAACUGAAUGAUUUUCACACACACAAUGUACAUGACCAUUUUUAUUGACACAAAAAGGCUAUAUAUACACAUUAUGGGUAUACAGUAGUACGCAUACUGUAUACACCAAACAAUCUUAAUACAAAAGAGCUUGGAAGUGCUACGUUUGUAUAAAAUGUACGAAAAGAGCUCAUGUGCUACGUUUGUAAAAAAUAAAAUGAAAUGCAUGACACAAUAUAUACACAAUGUGCAAAAUGUAUGGCAUACUAACUAUGUAUCAAUACACCAUUGCAAGGGAAGGGGCUAUACUAGUAUAGUACAAAUAAAAUGACUUCUGAUUC
Salmo salar (Atlantic salmon) is the source of this 2234-nucleotide messenger RNA. The record is from RefSeq and is a predicted model, not a curated record. Lineage: Eukaryota; Metazoa; Chordata; Actinopteri; Salmoniformes; Salmonidae.